AUGUUAACUCAGGAAGUCGAAGCACUAGUCUCGCCCCCACGCAAGCGAACCAUCGACCCGGCCCUCGUCCAAGCUACCCCUGUCUCUAGGAAGUAUUCAGGACUUAUCCAAACCCAAACCCUAGACCCGGACGACUUCAAAAAGAAGAGAGCCGGAAUGUGCCUAGAAAUGUCAGGAUACUGGGUCGGCCCCUGUGAAGUCGACGACUUCUUCGAACUCACGAUGCCCCUGGACUUGAAGGAAGGGGAAGUCGAGGAGCUACCAAAUAUCGACCGAAAAUUCUUCGCUGGCAAGAAGCCAGGCAACGAAGAUGAAGUGUACGAUGAAGUCGCUAGUUUCUUCAUGAAAACCCCGGAAGAAUCUCACUUUGAGGGUCUUAAGAUUAUGAAUAGUUCUCGGCACGCGGACCCAGACUCCAAAGCUGGCUCAAAGGUCAAGCCAGACGUGGGCAUCCACAAAACCGACGACGCCUCUGUCACCGUCGCUACUCCUACCCGUCUCGGCAGCGCGCUCUCUCCUGCGGAACUCAAAAACUGGUUCUUAGAAUUAUUCAACGAUCUCGCCAAGAAGCUGGGUGUGAGUUUCGAAAUUGACACCGACGAGGCACGAGAUGCCCGAGGGCAGCUCGCGACAUACGCCGUGGAAUAUUGCGCUCGCCAACACCGGACCCACUUGUUUCUUGUCUAUAUCUACUUCCCCCAUGCCCGCUUCAUUCGAUUUGAUAGAUGCGGCGCCCUCGUUUCGACGAAAUUUGAUCUCUCUCAGGAUUGCACACCACUUAUCCGAUUCUAUUCGAGGUUCUCUAAGAUGACCGACGCUCAAAGGGGGUACGAUGCCACGGUUACGCUUGCCAGCGAUGAAGAGACUAAGCUCGCCCAAGAACGCCUCAAAGAAUGGGAACCGAAGCACGAACGUCCUGUGUUCAAGAUGGAUGUUUACGACGACAAGGUGGAAGAACAAGUAGAACACCACGACAAGCCACAAAUCAAGGCAGAAGUCUGCGUCAAUGACGCCGAUGUCGGUCCGAAGACAAUCCAGGCUGCCGACAACGACAUUAAGGAGACACCGAAGCCACGAAAGUUCCUUGUUUGGGGAUCUCUCGCCGAUCCAGAAUCACCACUCGGCCGCGCGACGCGCGGAUAUCCAGCACUGGAAGUUACCGACGGAUUGGAGAAGGCCAAGGACGUUCCGAUCAUGUUCCUGAAGGAACAAUGGCGUUCAAAAGCCAUAGAACGAGGUGAAAUUGCCUUACUUCGGGAACUUAACAAACAUGAAAUCAGGCACGUCCCGACAUUCGUCUGCGGAGGCGAUCUUCCGGGCCAAGUCACACAAACGGACGUCUUUGCCAAUGAGAUCGGUAGAACAGGAGGCAAGCCUAUUGAUCAACGGGCCCAUGUUCGCUUCGUAGUACAGGAAGUGGGUCGGCCGCUCGAGUGCUUUUCUUCAUCAAAGGAGAUGUUCCAAGCCGUCCAUGAUGCAUUCCAAGGUCACAAGCAGGCGUUCGAAGUGUGUGGGAUACUGCAUCGCGACGUCAGCGGUGGAAAUAUCUUGAUCCUACCAAAGGGGGGAGGCCUGCUCAACGAUUGGGACAUGGCGGUGAAGAUCGAGGAAGCCAAGCUCGGGCCUAGAGCCCAUGAACGGACGGGUACCUGGGCUUUUAUGUCUAUCGAUCUAUUGAGCGGCAAGAAAUGUCUCCACAAAGUCAGCGACGACAUGGAAUCAUUCUUCUGGGUAGUACUAUACUACAGCCUUCUCUACCUCGCCCACAAUAAGGCCGACGAACUCACAGAAAUUAUCCCCGCAGUCUUCGAGCAGUAUACCUACUCCACCCAGGCAAAAGGAGGCGACGGGAAAAAUGCCGUGGUGGGGGGGAAGUACAUUGGCCAUGAAGGGGAGCCUUGCCUGGAGUUUACGCCCAGCACCCCUCUGACAGAAUUCGUGAAAGCCAUGCUUUCUUGUAUGGCGGCGUGGAAGUCAAUAAAACUGGGUGCUUCCGCUGCACAAUACCAGUCAAGAAUUUUUGGCCCGACUACUCUUUCGAUCCCAGAAGUACCAGAGCGUACGCACAAGGAUGUGAUACAUAUAUGGGAAGGUACACUUGCCCUCCCCUGGCCGACGGGCGACAAAGCGGUAUUGCAGUAUAUGAAGAAAUCCGAGGGCGGGACUGGUGCCAGGGGAUCAAAAAGAAAAAGUACAGCCCAGCAAGAACCCGAAGGCGACGCUGAGGAGCAUAAAUCGAAAAAAACAAAGACUCAGAGCAGGACGAAGAUCUCCUCUGCCAGGACCAGGAGAAGUUCACGCUUAUGUCAUGGUUGA
Molecule: messenger RNA, 2316 nt
Organism: Pleurotus ostreatus (oyster mushroom)
Lineage: Eukaryota; Fungi; Basidiomycota; Agaricomycetes; Agaricales; Pleurotaceae
Exons: 4
Coding region: 1-2316 (771 amino acids)
Source: RefSeq, a predicted model, not a curated record